Molecule: messenger RNA, 2037 nt
Organism: Lolium rigidum
Lineage: Eukaryota; Viridiplantae; Streptophyta; Magnoliopsida; Poales; Poaceae
Exons: 7
Coding region: 155-1717 (520 amino acids)
Biological process (GO): chromatin remodeling
Cellular component (GO): Ino80 complex
Source: RefSeq, a predicted model, not a curated record
CCUCCCCCCUUUCCCUCUCCCUCUCGCCACCCACAAACCCUAACCCUAGCUCUCCGCUCACGCCUCGCCGCCGCCCCAUCUUCGCAGCGAGGUAGCGCCCCCGGCUAGCCCAUCCCAUCUUCUCGAGACGAGCCGCCCGCCCGCCCGCCGCGCCAUGGAGGGGUUCGGGAACCCUCCGCUCAGCGCCGCCGCCGAAGUCGUCAUGAAGAAGAGGCCCAGGAGCGUCGCCUCCAGGAAGCCACGGCCCAAGGAGCAGCUCGCCUCCGAGUACAAGGACAUCUCCUGUGCGCCCUCCCCGGACGACCACCUCGGCACCACCCACCGCAGCAGGAAGGAGCUCUUUCUCAACGGCCCACAAAUCAGGGGCUCCAGGCCGCACGACGUGUCCAACAAGGCCAGGAGAGAGGACAGGGAUCACGAUGCUGCCCACGCUCGCACUGGCGCUGUAAAGCAGCAUAGCAGCCCAGCACCGUCCUGCUCGACAAACUCAGGACCCCCACUCGACGCCUCACACUUGCCCUCACAAGGAGACACCACUAAUGCGCCGCCACCACCAAAUAGGUUGAGAAAAGUUAAGCUCAAGGUUAGCGGACUUAACCCGACUAUGCAGACCAAACCCAUCCAAGAGGUUGCUGACGCCGGCACUCCUGGCACGUCCGAUGCCUCUUCUCAUCGCCAUAAGCACAAGGAUUCUGGUGAGCAGAAGCAUUACAGUAGAAGCAAAGAUACUCAUGGUAAUCGCACUGAUGGAAAACGUGGAGAUAAGCAUGACAUUUCACCAUCUUCUGACCUUGUUCGCAAGAGCAAAAGGGUUCCUAAGAAGCGAACUCUUGAUUCUGAUGAUGAAGAUGGUGAAUUACGUUAUCUUGAAAAACUUAAGGUGGCCAAAGCUGCACAAGAACAUCCCAUAGCUACUAACAGUCCUCUAGCUUAUGGUUAUGGUGAGGAUGGUCUCAGGAAAAAGAAGCUAUCCAAGGUUUCUAGAACUAAGGGCUCUCCAUAUGAAGUGGACAAUGACUUCACAAUGUCACAAUCUAGCAGAGAUGAUAGGAAAAGCUUGGAAUUGGAGGAUGGUGAUGAUUUUAUUGAAGAGGAUGAAUCUGGGUUGGAUGAGCCUAGGAGACUGAAGGAAGCUGAUUCACCUUCAAGUGUAAAGGUUGAAGCUCCUGGCCUCACAACCAGGCAGCGAGCCCUUCAUGGCAGGGGUGGCCAUGGUGAAAGUGUGAUUGAAUAUCCUGACGGAUUGCCAGCUGCUACAUCAAGAAAGCAAAAGGAGAAGCUUCCAGACGUGGAGAUACAAGCCAAGAAAGCAGAAGUGGCUCAGAGGCGUAAGAUGCAAGUUGAGAAGGCAGAGAGGGAGCAACAGGCUGAAGCAAUGAGGAAAAUACUUGGGAUUGAUACUGAGAAGAAAAAGGAAGAGAGGAAACAGAAAGAACGGGAAGACAAGGAAAAACAAGCAAGGUUUGAGGAAUAUAAAAGAAGCUGUAUACAGUGUGUCAUGGGACCAGAAGGAACUGUUAUUACAUUCCCUGAAUCCAUUGGCCUGCCUAGCAUAUUUAGUUCGAAACCUAGCAGCUAUCCUCCUCCAAGGGAGAAGUGCGCAGGCCCGUCGUGCCCAAACCCUUACAAGUACCGUGACUCCAAGACAAAGCUUCCACUCUGCAGUCUGGAGUGCUACAAGGCUGUCCAGGGAAGCAAUCGGACCAUGGCAUGCUGAUCCCGCAAGUAAUACCGCAACCUUAAACACCAGGGAGCUGGAGAACUGUGUAUUUUGCCUAAUGCCAGCUUGUUUGCUGUUUCUGUGACAUGCCUUAUAACUGUCUAAUGACCGAGCGCAUCGGCGACAGAUGAGGUGCUUGCUUGCUGGUUUCCCUUUUUGGCUCCAGCUGUGGAUGCAAGCAGGGCCUUGUAAAAGAGUUUGGUUCAUGUAUGUGCUGUCUGACAAGUGGGGAAUUAACCAUAUCCAUUGUACAGUAGUCUGAGGCUUCAUGUGGUGUUACUGCGUUAGUAAUGAUGAAAUGAGCUGUCUUUGGUUGA